Messenger RNA from Hemibagrus wyckioides, 3326 nucleotides. RefSeq names its product tRNA-yW synthesizing protein 1 homolog (S. cerevisiae) (gene tyw1). Gene Ontology annotation, biological process: wybutosine biosynthetic process. NCBI's taxonomy places the organism in Eukaryota, Metazoa, Chordata, Actinopteri, Siluriformes, Bagridae. Bases 135 to 2366 code for a protein of 743 amino acids. The transcript is spliced from 16 exons. Gene Ontology annotation, molecular function: catalytic activity; 4 iron, 4 sulfur cluster binding; FMN binding. The record is from RefSeq and is a predicted model, not a curated record.
CCCAGUCAAAACAACAUGGCCGCCUCCUUGUGUGCGCAUUUCUGAGCCUCGCUAGCCUGGUCAUACUUCGAGUUACGAAGUUCACGUGGUUUUCCUUUUCGCGUGUAUGAAGUGCGAAGUGUGAUCGAGCAAUAAUGAUGUUACUUUUAGCACUGUUAGCAAAUUCUCUGUCCUUUGUAUCCGCCGCUGAAGUGGCAGGGUGUUUGGAAAAUGCCUGGCUUUACACCGAAUCCUUCCUUUUGGCCGUGUGGCACAGCAGAUUAUACGUCUACACUGCAGCUGCUCUCCUCAUUGGCUUAUGGUUAACAGUGAACAUGACCAGGAAAAAGAAGAAGCUGAUCAACCCUGCAGAAGCCUCAAUUUCCAAAUCCGAGAAGCAGAAGGAGCCAACACCUGACAAAGAGAAGGUUGUCAGUGUUGCCGGUGUAAGGAUUUUCUACGGGUCACAGACUGGAACUGCAAAGGGUUUUGCCAGAGAGCUCGCAGAAGAGGUCCAGGCGCUCGGGUUUCAGUCUGACGUGAUUGACUUGAAGGAUUACGACCCGGAGGACAAGCUGUCAGAUGAGUGCUCCAGUAAAAUGAUCUGCGUGUUCCUCAUGGCCACGUACACCGAUGGCAAGCCGACUGAGAACGCCGAAUGGUUCUAUAAAUGGCUGGAGGAGGCAUCCACUGACUUCCGCUAUGGCAAAACCUACCUGAAAGGAAUGAGAUACGCCGUCUUCGGCCUGGGGAACUCCGUGUACGUCGGCCAUUACAACACGGUUGGCAAAAAUGUAGACAAGUGGCUGUGGAUGCUGAGUGCGGCCCGCGUCAUGAGCCGCCGCGAAGGCGACUGCGACGUGGCGAAAAGCCGAAACGGCAGCAUCCAGGCCGACUUCCAGGCCUGGAAAGCUGAUUUCCUGAGGCGCCUUCAGGCCUUGGCUAAAGGUGAGAAGAAGACGUGCAGCUGCGAGUGCAAAAAAGGAUCGUGCAAGAAUAAAAAGAAGCACCACGAGGAAGCGGAGGGCGAGAAGCACAGCUCUGAGGAGCUGUUUGAGUCCAGCAGCGAUCCAGAGUCUGGAGGUGAAGAGGAGAAAGCUCACGGCUCCGUUAUCGACAUGGAGGAUCUCGGAAACGUCAUGAACCACAUGAAGAAAGCUAAGAAACAAGUGGAGGAGGACUCAUCUGAACAUGGAAGACUGUCCAAACUGAAUGGAUUGAAGACUGAGCCUGAGGAGGAGAGGAGGGAGAUGAUCACUCCUGCACUGAGAGAUGCGCUCACUAAGCAAGGAUAUAAACUAAUAGGCAGUCACUCUGGGGUUAAGCUGUGUCGCUGGACCAAGUCCAUGCUGAGAGGAAGAGGAGGAUGCUACAAACACACCUUUUACGGCAUCGAGUCUCACCGGUGUAUGGAGACCACGCCCAGUCUGGCCUGUGCCAACAAGUGUGUUUUUUGCUGGAGACACCACACAAAUCCUGUCGGCACUGAGUGGCGUUGGAAGAUGGACCCCGCUGAGAAGAUCCUCCAGGAAGCACUGGAGAACCACCGCAACAUGAUCCGUCAAUUCCGAGGUGUCCCAGGAGUUCGUCCGGAGCGUUUUGAGGAGGGUUUGGCGGUAAAGCACUGCGCUCUGUCUUUAGUGGGCGAGCCUAUCAUGUACCCAGAGAUCAACUCCUUCCUGCGUCUCCUCCACCAGUGCCACAUCUCCAGCUUCUUGGUCACCAAUGCCCAGUUCCCUGAAGAGAUCAGGAGCCUGGUGCCAGUCACGCAGCUGUACGUGAGCGUAGACGCCAGCACCAAGGACAGUCUGAAGCGUAUAGACCGUCCUCUUUUCAAAGACUUUUGGCAGCGCUUCCUGGACAGCCUCAGAGCCCUGGGAGAGAAGCAACAGCGCACGGUGUACCGCCUGACCCUGGUGAAGGCCUGGAACGUAGACGAACUCAAAGCCUACGCCGAGCUCAUUGCCCUCGGCCAGCCAGACUUCAUCGAGGUUAAGGGAGUAACCUACUGUGGCGAGAGCUCAGCCAGCAACCUGACCAUGGCCAACGUGCCCUGGCAUGAGGAGGUCGUCCACUUUGUGCAGCAGCUCGCCAGCCUCCUGCCCGACUACGGCAUUGCCUGCGAACACGAGCACUCCAACUGCAUGUUACUUGCCCAUCAUAAGUUUAAAGUGGACGACGAGUGGUGGACGUGGAUCGACUACGAGCGCUUCCACGAGCUUGUUCAGCAGUACAAUGAGAGCGACGGUGCCGAGACCUUCACCGCACUGGAUUACAUGGCCAAGACCCCCAGCUGGGCCGUGUUCGGGGCUCGAGAGAGAGGCUUCGAUCCCUCAGACACACGCUUCCUCAGGAAAAACAAGACCAAAGACAUCUCCGGGUGCUGAUGUCACACACACUGGGAGCUGAAUCUUGUUUAUUAACAUCUGAAAAAGAGAAAUAGCUUUUAUCAAGACUUUAUUAAACAGAUGUCUGGUUCUGAAGGUCUCGUCGGUUUCCACAUAAGAAGAGAACUUAUUUUAGGUCAUUACUCUUGUUUUCCAGCACAGGAUCAGUGAGUCUCCAGUGUCAUGUGUUCACCUUCACUUCACAUGGGUUUUCUAACCAUUUCUUAUUCUUGUGUUUUUUGGGUUUUGUGUUUCUUGGUUUUUUUUUGUGAACACUCGCACUAUACAGAGGAGUGACGUUAACACUGCGGUCUCUACAUGUCUCUUUUUCUACCUUUCCCUAUUACACCUGUUUCCGGUUUCUUCUUUUCUGUCAGUUUUCACCCAGAGAGAGAGUCAGUAUGAGGAUUACAGCUUCAUUCCCUAACAUACACAAGGUCUUGUUUCAGUCUGGGACGAAACUAUUCCUUUAUUCUCUCCGUUUAAUUAAAAUGACACUUCACACACUGGCUAGUACGUGUGUGUGUAAAAUUAGCAUAAGGCCAAGCGUGUCAUGAGUUCCCAGAGUUCUUUAUUAAAGCCAAUACUGCUGUGACUAGCACUAUACUUGUUUAUUCUUCUCUUUCUUCAGUCUGUGUGCUCCCUUGCGGUUUCCUGCAGUGAAUUUAGGUAUUACUUUGAAUUUAAUUUCCAUUUUUUUCUCGUCAUCGUUUUGUGAGUUUUUCAGGAGUUAUAUUUUUUCAGCUCUUAAGCAUUAUGGUGUCAUCUGGAUUUCCGAAGCCGAUCACAGAACCUAAGCGUGUCAUGGUUUUCGACUUGGCUGUAACUGUAUUUCCCACAUCUGUUAAAUUUUUUAGAUUUGCUCCAUAGGUGUCUGGAGUGGUGACUUUUAACUGUUUGUAUCAGAAGGUGUGAUGGUGCCUUAUUGAAUUCUGAAUAAAAUAUAUGAUGGUUAUUAAA